AUGGAAGGUGACAUGUCUCCCUUGAAAGAGCUUGUACAGGCUGCAAAAGAGAUAUUUCCAGGCGGCAACGCCCAAUUCAUUGUUGAUGAAGCGCAUAGUAUGGGAGUGGUGGGCGAAAUAGGACUGGGAGAUGUUAAAGCCUUGGACCUGGACUCGGAAAUUGCUAUCAAAACGCAUACCUUCAGCAAAGCGUUCGGAUCAAUAGGAGGGUCGGAAAAAUAUCCAAAAUCUAACGCUAGAAAAUACUCUGCCUUUCCCGUUACCUUCCCAGUGGUUCCAAAAGGGAAUGCAAGACUACGGAUUGUCAUCCAUGUCGACCAUACUGAGGAGCAGAUCGAUGAGCUGGUGGCCGCAAUCUGCGAGUGGGCAGAGGAGAUGAUUGAAAUUGAGAUGGGGACUAAGGGGCGGGGUAAAGUGCCCUGGGCGGCUCAGCAGGUGUAUGCGUUGAGUGAAGAGGGAGUUAUUAAUGGAGACAUUGCAUGA
Molecule: messenger RNA, 483 nt
Organism: Sclerotinia sclerotiorum 1980 UF-70
Lineage: Eukaryota; Fungi; Ascomycota; Leotiomycetes; Helotiales; Sclerotiniaceae
Exons: 3
Coding region: 1-483 (160 amino acids)
Biological process (GO): biosynthetic process
Molecular function (GO): pyridoxal phosphate binding
Source: RefSeq, a predicted model, not a curated record